CAAGUGAAGGAGACGAGGGCGCAGGACCGGGCGGAAGUGAACGGGAGCGGGGCUGGCUAGCUCAUGUAGCCGUUAGCCGCGUACCGCUGGGGGGGAGGCGAGCUACCCAGCCGGGCUGCUGUGCCGAACCAUCCAUGGGCGGCUGUGUGGGGAGCCACCACGACUCCUCGGGCAGCUUGAACGAGAACUCGGACGGAACCGGAGUGGCGCUCGGGCGGAACCAACCUCUGAAGCGCGAGCGUCCAAAAUGGAAGAGCGACUACCCGAUGACGGAGGGCCAGCUGCGCAGCAAGCGAGAUGAGUUCUGGGACACGGCGCCGGCCUUCGAGGGCCGCAAGGAGAUCUGGGACGCGCUGCGUGCGGCCGCCAGCGCCUUCGAGAGCCACGACCACCAGCUGGCCCAGGCCAUACUGGACGGCGCCAGCAUCACCCUGCCGCACGGAGCUCUGACGGAAUGUUACGACGAGCUGGGGAACCGCUACCAGCUGCCCGUCUACUGCCUGUCACCGCCCGUCAACAUGAUCGAGGAGCGCUCGGACGAACCCGACGGCUCCGACCCGGACUCCGGCGGCGCCGACGCCUCGGCGGGGGGCGACGGCGGCGCGGCCGGGGACUUCCAGCUGCGGCUGCGCCUCUCCACGGGCCGCGAUCUCCGGCUCCCGGUGCGAUCCGUAGACACGGUGGGCAUGAUGAAACGCCGCCUCCAAAGUCAGGAGGGCGUGGCCGCCGCCACCCAGCGCUGGUUCUUCUCGGGUCGCCCGCUGACGGACAGACUGCGUUUAGACCAGCUCAACAUCUCGCGGGACUACGUGGUGCAGGUCAUCCUCAGCCAGCCGCCUUCCACGCCGGCGCGGAGGGCCGAGACGUCCGGGCCGGACCCGGCGGAGGAACCGCGGCAGGAGCCCACGCCCGUGGAGAAUUAGCGCCGGAGGCGGGACUCUUGACUCGGCGACGCAUUUUUACCGCAUGGCGCCGAGGUUCUGCUGACAUAAAGACUUUGAACCUUUCGCCACCUGGACUCUUCACGGCGCCUCUCCUAGCUGGAAGACGGCGCCCCCCGCUGGAUGACACGCUUUUACGUCACGCUACAAUCAUGUGUGUGUUGUGGAACAUGAUGAAGGCACAUCGUCAUCCUCCAUUGCAGCAACAACGCAUAUUUUGAUUGAAAAAGCUUUUUUUAAUUAAAAUGAUUCUUUGUUUCUAAUCUGGGACGUAUUCUUUGCAGUGUACCGAGAGGGCGGAGCCUAAUUCUCACAACGUUAAUACUGUAUUUGAUUCAUCUCUUCACUAGAGACCUAAAUAUCGGCGUUGUCGGCGCCGAUAUUUGGCAUAUGAUAGCAGUAUUUAAUGAAAUGUGAAGUAGAUAGUAAUAAUAAGCAGUGCACCAGCACCAGCCAUUUUGUCCUGCAUGAGAAAAGUUCUCUUUUUGCUGCCAAAAAUUAAAAAUGUACUCUCAUUGUCAAUAAUUC
Entelurus aequoreus (snake pipefish) is the source of this 1469-nucleotide messenger RNA. It is a transcript of the gene ubtd2, whose product is annotated as ubiquitin domain containing 2. Bases 135 to 923 code for a protein of 262 amino acids. The record is from RefSeq and is a predicted model, not a curated record. NCBI's taxonomy places the organism in Eukaryota, Metazoa, Chordata, Actinopteri, Syngnathiformes, Syngnathidae. Gene Ontology annotation, molecular function: protein binding. The transcript is spliced from 3 exons.